CUCUUCCUUGGGUCAUACUCAUAGAUAGAGCUGCAACCCACAUUCUUAUAACCAUUUAAGUGGGUCCAAAAUCUCCUCUGUGAUGUGGGACUGAAGUAUCUAAUGUACCCUGUGAUAGAUUCUUCCUGUGCCAUCUACCUACAUGCAAGGGCCCAGUUAUUUAAGGAGCGGAUACAACAACUAAAAGUGAAGGAGAGAAUGUUAUUAGAAGACAAUGGGCAGUUAUGUGAAAAGUGUGGGGCUCGUGGAAAGCCAUGGCAAUGACCACUAACCCAACAAAGGAAUGCAAUAAAUGAUAGUGCCCAAAAUAACCAAUGUUCGGAAGUUGUGACGGAAUUGUUCAUUGGUCUGCCACAAAAUCGUUAAAUAUCAAAUGGCAGAAUUAAUUUUUAGUUGAAAUUAUUGUUUUGCUCCAAAUAUGUUGUAUGAUUGAUGUAUGUGGUUAGUUAGUUCACUAUUUUUCACUUAAUAUUUUCUACUCUAGAUGUACAUGAUCUAAAUGUAAAUAUUUUAUCUGGUGUAAGAAUACCAUAAAAAUAUAUAGUGAAGAUGUUG
Messenger RNA from Rubroshorea leprosula, 555 nucleotides. The record is from the annotation of a GenBank genome assembly. NCBI's taxonomy places the organism in Eukaryota, Viridiplantae, Streptophyta, Magnoliopsida, Malvales, Dipterocarpaceae.